This is a messenger RNA of Elaeis guineensis (African oil palm), 953 nucleotides long. Its product is annotated as DNA-directed RNA polymerase II subunit RPB7. NCBI's taxonomy places the organism in Eukaryota, Viridiplantae, Streptophyta, Magnoliopsida, Arecales, Arecaceae. Gene Ontology annotation, cellular component: RNA polymerase II, core complex; P-body. Gene Ontology annotation, molecular function: single-stranded DNA binding; translation initiation factor binding; single-stranded RNA binding. Gene Ontology annotation, biological process: transcription initiation at RNA polymerase II promoter; nuclear-transcribed mRNA catabolic process; positive regulation of translational initiation. The record is from RefSeq and is a predicted model, not a curated record.
GCGAGUGGAAUUAAGAACAUAAUUUGGGUCGGAUCCAACUUGGGAGGACUCCGCAUAACAAAAUUUGGAUCCGGUGUUACGAAUACCAGUCUCCUCUUGUCUACCCUUCAACCGCACCCACCGUCGCGUGCCCUCUUUUAGCACCCCCGCCCCAAAAAAAAUCCAGAGUUGGAGUACGAACGACGAGAGAGAAGCGAAGAAGCGAUGUUCUUCCACAUAACGCUGGAGCGGAACAUGCAGCUCCAUCCGCGGCAUUUCGGGCCCCACCUACGCGACAAGCUCGUCGCCAAGCUCAUGAAGGAUGUCGAGGGCACUUGCAGCGGUCGGCAUGGCUUCGUGGUGGCCAUCACGAACGUGGAGGACAUCGGGAAGGGCCUCAUCCGGGAGGGCACCGGCUUCGUCACGUUCCCCGUCAAGUACCAGUGCGUCGCCUUCCGCCCCUUCAAAGGGGAGAUCCUCGAAGCCGUCGUCACCAUGGUCAAUAAGAUGGGCUUCUUCGCGGAGGCUGGGCCGGUGCAGAUCUUCGUUUCGAAUCAUUUGAUUCCGGAUGAUAUGGAGUUCCAGUCUGGUGACAUGCCAAACUACACGACAUCCGAUGGAUCGGUCAAAAUUCAAAAAGACAGUGAGGUGCGGCUGAAGAUUAUUGGUACUCGUGUUGAUGCAACAGAAAUUUUCUGCAUUGGUACCAUAAAGGAUGAUUUCUUGGGUGUGAUCAAUGAUCCAGGUGCAGCAGCUUAGUUACAUGGCUGAGAGAAACAUGACAUCAAAGAUACGAUGGGGUGUGCAUGUACACUAUUUACAGUCAAAUGCAGUGUAGUUUCAUGGUCAUUGUUACUGCAUAAAACUGGCAAGAUCUAUAACCCCCUUGUGGUGUAAAAUAUCGUUGGUAAGAUAUUUGUUAGAGCUUUUAUACUUUCGUGCACAUGAUUUUCCUUGUGAUGUUGCAUUUAUUU